Messenger RNA from Tribolium castaneum (red flour beetle), 3216 nucleotides. It is a transcript of the gene Ube4A, whose product is annotated as Ubiquitination factor E4A. Bases 128 to 3139 code for a protein of 1003 amino acids. The record is from RefSeq and is a predicted model, not a curated record. Gene Ontology annotation, cellular component: nucleus; cytoplasm; ubiquitin ligase complex. NCBI's taxonomy places the organism in Eukaryota, Metazoa, Arthropoda, Insecta, Coleoptera, Tenebrionidae. Gene Ontology annotation, biological process: protein polyubiquitination. Gene Ontology annotation, molecular function: ubiquitin-ubiquitin ligase activity. The transcript is spliced from 11 exons.
UGGAUUUUCAGGGUUUUCAAGUGUCACGAAAUGUCAAACGUGGAUGUGAUCUGCAAUUUUUUAACAACAUAAAAAAUGCGUUUUAAAAAAUAACAUUCAUAGUAAUUUCGCCGAAUUGUGUGUCACGAUGUCAGACUUCAACCCGUUCGCUGCCCUAAUAGAAGAAUCCACGAAUAAAUCGAACGAUUCAACAAACACGAAACAAGGACAUGUUAAAAACAUCAGCAGCAUCCUCGAAGAGAUAUUUGCAUUUACUUUAGACCCGAAAGUUAGCGAGAAGAAACACUUCUUGUUGCUGGAGGAAGUUGCAAACACUUUCAGCCGGAAUGAUCUUGACCUCUUGAUCCUCCAACAUGCCCUAUUUGAUCGCCUGUUUAUGUGUAACGAAGAGAAUCCGUUCAUAAAAACUGCCAAACAGAACUUCAGGAACACGCAUUCGUUUGAAUCGAACGUGCUCACUUAUCUGUGCAAUUGCUUCAGGAAUUUGAGCGAUGACACGAACCUUGAGAGUGGAGAAAAGGCCAAAGUUAAGUCGUUGAUUAUUCAAAACGCUGUAACGGCCCUCAUACAGUCGGAAAUCUACGAAGGCCAAAAACUAGAGCAGCAAUUGAUUGAUAUUCUUAAAGAUAACACUGAUAACGGUAUGCUUUUUUUCAAAGAUGUAUGUAAGGGAGUUCUGGAUGAGGAAGAAGGAGGUGAGGCUUUUCUUAAGGAUAAAUUGGGGCAAAUUUUACUGGUGUUAACCGAUGACAUAAUUAAAUCAAAUAUCGUCACUUUUGACUAUGGAAUUUUCAAUGUUUUGAAUGUUUUUACAACUGAGGAAUAUCUCGCCAGUAUUUUUCUUGAUGUAAAACCUGUAAAGUUUAGUGCUGGUUCAGACUAUGCGAACACCCCGUUAGGGGCCAUUUUCAACGUUUCAAUCUUGCCCAAAACACCGAAUGCGAUUUAUGAGCACUUCCAGGACCCUACUGAUCAAGCUAGCAUCUUGUCGGCUGAAGGAAUUCUCUGGAGCAACGUCGAUAAACUAACCGAACACACGCACGCUUUUGUCCUAAGUUUACUAACUUGCAGUCCACAAAUUAAAAAUAAAACCCUGGAAUGGCUAGGACUUUGUAUCAAAGCUAACAUUGAUCGUGGAAAGUUAUGGAGCGCCCAAUCACCGCCUGAGUUAAAUCUUGUCAAUUAUACAAGUGUGUCUGAUGGUUUUAUGAUCAAUUUUGGGAACGUAAUGUUAAGGUUGUGCCGACCGUUUUGUAAUAAUUUCAAGGAUAAAAAAAUACUGAAAGUGGAUCCGACCUACUGUUCUGUUCCUGAUGAUCAAUGUUGUGAAAAGGGUGUCCAUUUGCCUGGCAUGAAUACGGAAACAUGUCUAAUACCGAAUGAUUCAGAUGAUGAAGGAAAGUUGCUAACUGCUGAAAAGUAUAAUUUUGUAACAGAGUGUUUUUAUUUUGCACAUAAAGCUGUUAAUUUGGGUUAUCAAGUCACUGUGGAUAAGUUGGUGCGCUUAAAUCAUGAAGUCGGCCGAAUGGAGAGAGCCUAUUUGGACGCUGUAGCACAAGCGGCGGGAAAUAACGAUUUAGUUGAUAGUUUAAAAAGAAGAAUGACUCAACAGCUGACCAAAUAUUUAUCACUAAAAGCUCAAUUAUCGGAUCCUGUUUUACUAAAUUUGCUAUUUGAUUUCGUAUCAACGACCACUUAUUGGCUUUGCCAAGUCGCUGUUAAAGUCAAUUUCGAGGAUCAACGAAAAACGUUUGCACCUUUAGACGAAAUUCCAAUCAAUUUUCCGUUACCUGACGCAAUUCCAAGUACCCUAAAAAGCAUUCCAGAAUUUCUAAUCGAAAAUAUAGUUUGUUACUUAGUGUUUUUGAGACGUUUUAAUCCGAAAAUUUUCGAAGAACAGGGAUACGAAAAAUUGAAACCUAUAUUAGAUUUUAUUUUAAUUUAUAUGGGAUCGCCGGAACGUUUGAGAAACCCCCAUGUGAGAGCAAGGCUUGCUGAGGCAUUAGAGUCUCUUUUGCCACGUCAUGAAGAUGAGCCGCCGAGUUUUAAUGCAUUUGGCGGCUUCCAGCGUGAAAUGCUUUUUACCCAACACGAACAUCGAAGUGAGAUUGUUAGCAGUUUGCUGAAAGUGUUUGUUGGGAUUGAAAUGACGGGACAAAGCGUUGAGUUUGAACAGAAAUUCAAUUACAGACGGCCGAUGUACACCGUGAUGGACUAUUUGUGGACCAAGGAAGAAUUCAAAACCAGUUUUAAGAUGUUGGCACAGGAAGCCGAAAAAAACGUGGAAGCAGUCACACCUCCUCUAUUUUUACGCUUUGUCAAUCUUCUAAUGAACGAUGCGGUUUAUUUAUUGGAUGAGGCAUUGGCCAAUAUGGCAAAGUUGAAAGAAAUGCAAACUGCGCGUCAAAACGGCGAAUGGGAUUCGUUACCAGCCCAAGAACGGACCCAAAACUUGGGCUACAUGCACCACAUCGGUAUGAUCGCAAAAUUCGAUAAUAUCUUGGGGAGAGACACGAUUAAAACUCUGGAAAAAUUGACCUCGGAAAUAACGAUAGUAUUCACGCAUUCUACGAUGGUUGAUCGAGUCGCUGCUAUGCUCAAUUAUUUCUUGUACAAUUUAGUCGGUCCCAAAAAGAAGAAUUUUAAGGUGAAAGAUUCGAAAGAGUACAGUUUUGACCCGGCAACAACAGUGUUGAACAUUUGCAAAAUUUACGUUAAUCUUAAGGAAAGCAGUUCGUUUUGUUUGGCUGUUUCGCAAGAUGGGCGUUCGUACAGUCCUCAGUUGUUCAGUUAUGCUGAGGAUGUUUUAAUUCGUAUUGGGGGCGGGUCUCUUAUUGGAGAACUGAAAGAAGUUGCAAUGCGGGUUGCGGAAAAGGCUCAAGAACAGCAAGCUAGUGAAGAGGCGAUUGCCGAGGCUCCUGAACAUUUCUUGGAUCCUAUUAUGUCGACUUUGAUGACCGAUCCUGUGAUUCUACCUAGUUCAAAACAAACGGUUGAUCGUACUACUAUUGCCAGGCAUCUUUUAAGCGACCAAACUGAUCCUUUCAAUCGUGCACCUUUGUCCAUGGAUCAGGUGAUUCCGAAUACAGAACUAGCUGAAGAAAUUCGGAAUUGGUUGGAUGAAAGGAAAAAGAAAUAAGUCGUUUUUGUUGUAAACAUUUUAAUGUGAAUGUGAAAUAUUUUUAUUAAAAUAAAUUUUAUUAAAGAUUGGUUGUA